Messenger RNA from Panicum hallii, 2337 nucleotides. Its product is annotated as amino-acid permease BAT1 homolog. The coding region runs from base 101 to 1948 and encodes 615 amino acids. The transcript is spliced from 8 exons. Gene Ontology annotation, molecular function: gamma-aminobutyric acid transmembrane transporter activity; L-glutamate transmembrane transporter activity; L-alanine transmembrane transporter activity. NCBI's taxonomy places the organism in Eukaryota, Viridiplantae, Streptophyta, Magnoliopsida, Poales, Poaceae. The record is from RefSeq and is a predicted model, not a curated record. Gene Ontology annotation, biological process: gamma-aminobutyric acid transport; transmembrane transport. Gene Ontology annotation, cellular component: membrane.
GGGGGGCUCGGGCGGCCUCAGCAGCUGCGCGCAGGCCACGGAGAUAGCUUCCAAAUCAAGGAGCAGCGAAGCGGAGCAGAGCAGAGAAGCGCGGGGGAGGAUGGAAGAAGCGCGGCACGGUUACAGCCCGCUCGCCGCCGCCGACGAGGCGGUGAUCCGCGGCGCCACCAGCGAUGGCGACGACGUCAAGCUGAGGCUGCUCGGCUACAAGCCGCAGCUCAAGCGCGACCUCUCGGUGGUGUCCAACUUCGCGGUGUCGUUCUCGAUCGUGUCGGUGGUGACGGGCGUGACGACGCUGUUCGGGACGGGCCUCCAGUUCGGCGGGCCGGCGACGAUGGUGUACGGGUGGCCCGUGGCCGGCGCCUUCACCCUGGCGGUCGGGCUGGCCAUGGCCGAGAUCUGCUCCGCCUACCCCACCUCCGGCGGCCUCUACUUCUGGAGCGCCAGGCUCUGCGCCCACCGCCCGUGGGGGCCCUUCGCCGCCUGGCUCACCGGCUGGGUGCUGUCCAACUUCGCCUUCUCCUUCUCCAUCAUCUCGGUGCUGACGGGGAUCACCACGCUCUACAACACGGGCCUCACCUUCGGCGGGCCCGCCACCAUGACCUUCGGCUGGUUCGUCGCCGGCGCCUUCACCAUGACCGUCGGCCUCUCCAUGGCCGAGAUCUGCUCCUCCUUCCCCACCUCCGGCGGCCUCUACUACUGGAGCGCCCGCCUCUCCGGCAAGCGCUGGGCGCCCUUCGCCUCCUGGAUCACCGGAUGGUUCAACAUCGUUGGACAGUGGGCGGUGACCACCAGCGUGGACUACUCCCUGGCGCAGCUGAUCCAGGUGAUCAUCCUGCUGGGCACCGGCGGCAAGAACGGCGGCGGGUACCUGGCGUCCAAGUACGUGGUGAUCGCCUUCCACGCCGCCAUCCUGCUCAGCCACGCCGUCAUCAACAGCCUCCCCAUCACCUUGCUCUCCUUCUUCGGCCAGUUCGCCGCGGCCUGGAACAUGCUGGGCGUCUUCGUGCUCAUGAUCGCCGUGCCCACCGUCGCCACCGAGCGCGCCAGCGCCGAGUUCGUCUUCACCCACUUCAACACCGACAACGGCGCCGGGAUCCACAGCAACUUCUACAUCUUCGUCCUCGGCCUGCUCAUGAGCCAGUACACGCUCACAGGAUACGACGCCUCUGCGCACAUGACUGAGGAGACCAAGAACGCUGACAAGAACGGCCCGAUCGGCAUCAUCAGCGCCAUCGGCAUUUCGAUCGUGGUGGGCUGGGGCUACAUCCUCGGCAUCACGUUCGCGGUAAAAGAUAUACCCUACCUGCUGAGCCCCGACAACGACGCCGGAGGGUACGCCAUCGCCGAGGUGUUCUACCUCGCCUUCAAGAGCCGGUACGGGAGCGGCGCCGGCGGGAUCGUCUGCCUGGGGAUCGUCGCCGUCGCCAUCUACUUCUGCGGCAUGAGCUCGGUCACAAGCAAUUCCAGGAUGGCGUACGCGUUCUCGAGAGACGGCGCCAUGCCCUUCUCCUCCGUGUGGCACAAGGUGAACAAGCAGGAGGUGCCCAUCAACGCCGUCUGGCUCUCGGUCUCCGUCGCCCUCUGCAUGGCGCUGCCGUCGCUGGGCAGCCUGGUGGCGUUCCAGGCGAUGGUGUCGAUCGCGACGAUCGGGCUGUACAUCUCGUACGCGCUGCCGAUCCUGUUCCGGGUGACGCUGGCGCGCAAGCACUUCUCGCCGGGGCCCUUCAACCUGGGCCGCUACGGCGCGCUCGUCGGCUGGGUCGCCGUGCUCUGGGUGGCCACCAUCACCGUGCUCUUCUCGCUGCCCGUCACGUACCCGGUGACCAAGGACACGCUCAACUACACACCCGUCGCCGUCGGCGGGCUCUUCUUCCUCGUGCUCUCGUCCUGGGUGCUCAGCGCCAGGCACUGGUUCAAGGGCCCCGUCACCAACCUCGACGGAUGAACUGAACGCGCUGUUUGGGACUUGGGAUGGUGGAUUGGUGGUAGUGUGCGGUGGCAUGGGAUGGAUGUUUCAGGGUGUCACUGUGGAGGCUGCUGCUCGCAUGCUAGAUGCUGCUGUUGUAUGGUGGCUGGUUGAUUUGGCCAGUAAAAAUGUGCGUGAGUGGAGGCAUUCCACGGGAGAUCAGGCAGGGAAGAGUUGGAAGGCAACGAGAUGUUGUAACUAGUUUGUUUGCUCGAAAGACUGGCAAGGCAACCUGCAUCAGAAUUAGGAUGCAGAAAUUCAUUGCGUCUUAUAUUGUAGAGGUAAACAAGGGCCCCCCAAAAAUCAGGUGAUCUAGACAUCAAAGCACCCGAGUCAGUGGCGGACGCAGGAAUUCAAGACUGGGUGUA